This is a messenger RNA of Orbicella faveolata, 5837 nucleotides long. RefSeq lists its product as uncharacterized. The record is from RefSeq and is a predicted model, not a curated record. Gene Ontology annotation, molecular function: cysteine-type peptidase activity. Gene Ontology annotation, biological process: proteolysis. NCBI's taxonomy places the organism in Eukaryota, Metazoa, Cnidaria, Anthozoa, Scleractinia, Merulinidae.
AAAUUAAUUACACUGAAACAUAAUAUAAUAACCAGACAUCGUGAAUCCGCGUGGGACGUCUUUAUUGAACGCGAGGCAACGCGAAGCAACACGAAGCCAUUCGAGGCAACCAUUUUGCCAAUAUUUUAGAGAUUUAACGUAGUUUUAAAAAAUGUACGAUGUUUUAACAUGAAUAAAAUGCUGAAUGCUACAUCCUCAUUAAGUAAUGCCAGAUUUCUCAUAGACUAUAUUUUUAUCUUUAUCUUGAUUAAGUUAUUUUUGCCGAAUGUCGAACAAGCACGCCAUACUUCAAAGAACCUUCGGUAGCACGUCAUAACCCGACUGUUGAAAAAGUCUGCCGUGCGCGUCCUUCUAUCUUCGCUCCCGCCGGGAGCAGUAAAAGGUGUCUGUUUUACUCUGAAACUCGAAGCGACGAAUGCUAACUUCGCACGGGGUAUUUUCGUGUUCGUUGGCCGGGUUUUAGAGCAGAGGAGCAGAGGCAGUCUCGUUGAGAGACGGUUGUAUUUGCAGGCUUUUGCCGCGUGACAAACGAGCAUGAGUAACGCAACGCAUCAAUUUGGUUCCAGUACCGCGCCAAAUUAACUAUUGUUUACGUCGCUACUGUUGUACACUUUUCUUGUUGUUUUCGAUUAAUGCGGAUCUGCAGGGAUCGGAUGAAUACCCGAGUUAAAUUCGUACUUAUUAAGAAAUAUUUUACUUUGGCGGGACUUUCAAAGUUGAAUAGCAUCAUGGUUUCGAUUUCUAAACCAUUCGAAGUGAAGACAUGGAGGCGGCCGACUCGACGAGAGCCUCUCCGUCAGAUUUCAACAUUUCGAGUCUUUCGAGGGUUACAAGCCCAUCACUUGACGCUCGAAAGCAUUGGUAUGUCCUCAAGAAGGAAAUUUGUGGUGUCCGACCGGCGGACUUUUUGAGAAACGAGAUAUUUAGGAGAUUUCCCGACGAAAUACGAAGUGUAGCAACCCGGGAACUUCAACCCGCCAAAUCGGCGUUUGUUGUCGUUGAGUUCAACAGAAUGCCAAGUACCGUCUUCGUCACUUCCACGUUCGGCUUAAUUGCAGGCCUUAUUCGUCAGAAAGGUAUUCCACCAAACAGCCUUAUCAAUUCGCCACGUUUUCUGCCAGUUGUUGGUCUGCUAAACUCCGUCGCAUUGGAUUUGGACAAUGAUUUGGACCCCGAUCGCGCGGAAGACAUUUCUUUUGGCGGGAAAAUCUACCAAAGCUCAGUGGAGCUCAGUUCCUUGCUCGCUGAAAGAACGGCGAAGAUAGACUCUCUUGAAAUACAGAUAAAGGAUCUUCAAGCUCGGAUUGCAGAAUUCGAGUCGUUCAUGGAAACAAGUUUGAACGAUUCAUCCUUUUCCGAUUUGUCUUCCCCGUGUUGCUCCUCGACGCCGUCAAAAUCAUGCCUGAGUUCCUCGUGUAGUUCAAUCGAGGAUACAAAGAUCUGUCCAGAUUUGGGAUCCACGAACAAGAAACGGCUGGUGCUUAAAAAAUGCAGGGAGGUUAACGCUGCCCUGGAGGACGUUUCUGCAAAGUACCAUGAGUCAAUCGCUUCUGUCCUGGGGAACACCUUUUUGUGUGGCACAAGUGAGGAGAGAGGAAAGGUACGGGAUACCAUCUCCGAAGUCAUAGACUUGGUAAUGGAAUCAAAUGGUACCAAGAAGGCCUUGUCUCAGCUCCUCUCUCCAGAAACACAAGCGCGUAUAUUUGAAAGCAUGCGUGUUCCAGACUGGGUGCUGUUGUAUUUCAAGUUACAAACACGGUUGCCUGAUUCAGCAUGGCAGACAUUGCUGAACUUAACUCGACUGGGAAAGAGUGGGAGAUCUGAGGACACACCUGUACUGCUAUCAAAGAACAAAAUCAAAGCCAUAAAAAAACUAGUGUUCACUGUGGUACGAAAAACUUUGAAAAUUGCAAAAGUUGGUGAGGCAGAUUUUGAUGCUUGCGAUGUUGAUCUUGGUUCUGUUCUUGUGUGGGCAAUAAGGGAGCAGCGUCUUCAUUCAUGUGACACAGAAGACAAAGAGUUCAACAUAAAACUUGAUGGACGCCCCCUUGGAGGUAAAGAUCAAGUGGCUGUAGGCCUGGCACCCAUUAAUUUUGACAACAAGAGUUCUGAGAGUGCAUUGUCAAUUUACCCCAUUGCAAUAGGGAACUGUAAAGAAAAAAGGUCAAAUUUAAAGCAGUUACUCAGGAAUCUAAAUCAUCAAAAGAAUGCUAUUAAAAAAUAUGGCUUGUGGGUGGAUGGAAAAAAGUAUAAAAUUUCUUUCACAGUGACUAUUGAUUACAAGGCCUUGCUACUUCUACUGAAUAAGAAAGAUGAUGAAGAUUUCAAACUUGGAGGCAAAGGAUAUGACGUGGAAUUUUGUGCAUUUUGUGAUGCUAUCAGAGCUUGUACAUGUCAUGGAGCUGACGUAGAUGAAACCUGUUUGGAUUGCCUAAGAUCUAAAGCAAACAUUGGAAGGUCUUCAGGCAUCCGAGAUGAUCUUAAUUUCCUUCUGGAGGAAGACCUAAGUGCCAUCAACCUAUGCUCUCUACAUUGUGAGAUGAGAAAUUGCGAACAAAUUUUGGGCUCUUUGGGAUUGUUUGCUUGUCGCAUUGGAAGCCUUGACAAGCUGAAUGAGGCUUUGUCUGAUUAUGGUCCUGAAAAUUUGCGGGCAUUUCCAAGAGUAACUGUAAAGGAACGGAAAGGACAGCAAACAGAAAUAGAUAGAACAAACAUAAAAGUGGCAUCUUUUUCAGGUUCUACUGAAAGGGCAGUUUUAAAGAACUUUGAAGAAAUUGUAGAAAGAUCACUGCCACUUGAGAAAGUAACAAAAUAUUACAAGGGAUCCCCUGGAGCUGCAAAAGAGGUCAUUUUGAACUAUGUCACAUUCUUUGAAGAGAGAGUACUGUUUGUUAGUGAGUUGCUUGACACGGGAAGCUUCAUACGAGAUUAUGGCUCAAAGCAAGAGCAAGUCAACCUCAAUGACAUAAAAGAGCUCAAAGCAUUCUUGGUUGAUCUAAAAGAGCAAUGGGUAAACAAGCAGAAGGAUGUGGAAGAAAAAUUCCUAGAGCUUGAUGAAGAGUCAAAAGUGCAAGUGCCAUUGCCAAAAAAACGGAAAAGAGGGAAGAAGACAGAGCCACAAGAACAGUUGUCUGAUCCCUUUGCCACAUAUGCAGCAGAAAUUCAACUUGAGAUGUUUACUAAGGUCUGCUGCGAUUGGAGAGAGAUCGCACUAACAAUGCGUGACAGAGUGUUUGAAGAGCAUGAAGAGCAGCUUAUUGACAUCUAUGAUGUAAAGUGCAAGGAAUGGGGGUUUUUGCUAAAGAAGUUAUUUGGUAUGCAUCUUGGCACUGGUGAUUAUGGUCACCUGGUUGUAGAUCAUAGUGCUAUGCUUUUGCGUCAUUUUCGCUCUCUUUACAAAUACUCUGGUCAAGGAUUUGAGUCCUCCCACAAGCUGCAUCGCCAGUUGUACUCAAAGGCAACAAACCAUGAUGCAUCUGGACCUGGCCAGUCCUUGAAUCAAAUUCUCACCCACUGGUAUGCAACUAUGCUGUUGUCUUUAAGAUACUCAUUCUACGAAGCCAGGAAUUGCAUCCAGUUGGGAAAGAAAACAUUUUCUUAUCGUGGAUGUGGUUGGAAAAGUGGAGAUUAUGAUUUGAAAUCAUGGACAGAUGAAAAGAAAACCUGGAUAAUAGUUGUCUGUGAUCUGUUUGAGCAGAUGUUUGGAACUGACUUCCUGAAAUAUGAUUAUGAAAAGGAUCAUGGAGGUAAGGUUGAUGAUGGGCUAUCAUCUAGCCUUUUAGAGUACUGUCAUGAGUACUGGGAGAGGCAUUACUCUCUACACGAUGGAGAGCCACAUGAUGAUACCAAGCAUCAUUGCCACCCCAGAGUUAAUUUAAGUGCUGAUGACAUGCUACAACUGAUACAAAAAAAGCAAUCAGCACCUAGACACGAAAAAUGCGAUGUUUCAUCUGAAAAGCUUGACUCUGCUUUGAUCGAAGACCAAGGAAAUCCAACAACAUCACAGCCAAUGAAGCCACAAGGGGAUGAGGAUGAGGGUGCCAACAUAGAUACUGGAACCAAUCAACAGCCAGAAGAAGAACAGAGCCCCACACUAACUUACAAAAAAUUUAGCUGCAACUCUGAUUCCACUUCCAUUAAUUGCGAUCCAUCCCCAAAAAUUGCUGAUAGUGCCACUGUCAUUAUUGAAGAUGAAUGUAAUAUGAUGGCAUCACAGCAAACCAGCCUUCAAGUUGCGAUUGCCAAGGCCACAACAAGAGCUGAAGUUGCUGCCCUUUACAGCCUCAUUCCAAAAGUAGCAUCACGAUCACUCUCUGCACAGCUAAAGCCAGUUUAUGGAAAUCUGUCCAUUUCAGAUCCAUUUUCUAUAGCAGAGCGUCCUUGUGAAAGUGAUAUCAAGAAGGCUAACAAAAUCAUUCACGAUGAGCGAAAAGCUGGCAAGAAUCCUAGUGGUAUUGAGAUUCAAGGCAUAGGACAGUUCGCUGAGAAUGCCUUACCUAUCUUGCAACGAUUCUGUGCGAUAGCAGACACUUACCAUCGGGUAUCUGCAGAAGCCAAUUGGCUAUCACAGAUGAUGUGCUCACCUGGAGAUCUUGUGCGGUUGCAAGAUGCCCUUUGGCAUCAUCCAGCUAAUCAGCCAAUAUUGAAGCAUGGUAAUAAGAGAUUAGAUACCACAUCAUUUUCGGAUCUUGUCGAGGAGCGAUACAUUGACAGCUUUGUCAUUGACAUUUGUAUUAGCAAGUUUCUCGAUGAGUCCAAAGAGAGUGGAAAUAAUUUCACAGUUUACUUUCCAACAGAGUUCUAUGAUUGGAUGAGCUCAAAUGACAAGCAGUUCCAACAGCAUCGGUUGAGAGAAAGAUUAAAGCUGUUAAGAAACAUUGAUGACUUAAAACAAAUAUUAGUGCCAGUGUACAUGCCCAGCCACUGGGGACUAAUCUUUGUAGAUGUAGCCAACAGAAAGGUAUAUUUUGAUGAUGGACUGAAUUCUAAUGCUCCGCAUCUGGCCCUUCCUUCAGUCAAAAGGUCAUUAGAAUUGCUCUUGGAAAUGUACCCUUGCCAUACAUCUCUACAAACACGUUUCUGGCGAGAACAUCAGGGAUUUCAGCGUUUUGGCAUGCCAUCUCAGAAUCCAAUUAAUUCAAAGAUGAUUGGAGUUGGAAGCUGUGGUAUUGGUGUUGUCAUGGCUGCAAAGGAUUUUAUCCUAAAGGGUCCCUCGGUCAUUCACAACUUCCAGUGGCGCUACUGUGACAUGGAUUUGCACAGAAAACAAUUAAUGAUGCAGAUUCUUAAUUGGAGUGCACAAGCUUGAAUCCUAGCACUUAAUGUCUAAAAGAAGAACUUAUGUCUCAUGUCAGAUGGGCUGUUGUUAUCUGAAGCCCGAAUACUUUUUUUAUCCCUACAAUUUUUUGCUCUAAUUUGGUCUGUCUCACUUGGGUAGUCAGUCCAUGAUGGGCUGUUGUUAUCUGAAGGCAGAACCUAAUUGUUUUAUUAUUAUUUUGCACUAAUUUGUUCUGUCUCACUUGGGUAGUCAGUCCAUGAUGGACUGUUGUUAUCUGAAGGCAGAACUUAAAUGUUUUAGCAUUAUUAUUUUGCACUAAUUUGUUCUGUCUCACUUGGGUAGUCAGUCCAUGAUGGGCUGUUGUUAUCUGAAGGCAGAACUUAAUUGUUUUAGCAUUAUUAUCUUGCACUAAUUUGUUCUGUCUCACUUGGGUAGUCAGUCGAUGAUGGGCUGUUGUUAUCUGAAGACAGAACUUAAUUGUUUUAUUCUUAUUAUUUUGCACUUAUUUGUUCUGUCUCACUUGGGUAGUCAGUCCUUUUGGACUGUUGUUAUCUGAAGG